Messenger RNA from Aedes albopictus (Asian tiger mosquito), 8471 nucleotides. RefSeq lists its product as uncharacterized. Gene Ontology annotation, cellular component: nucleus. Lineage: Eukaryota; Metazoa; Arthropoda; Insecta; Diptera; Culicidae. The transcript is spliced from 2 exons. The record is from RefSeq and is a predicted model, not a curated record. Gene Ontology annotation, biological process: chromatin remodeling. Bases 808 to 2199 code for a protein of 463 amino acids. Gene Ontology annotation, molecular function: catalytic activity.
AGCCGUUGAUGAUGUGACCAACGCGUGUGAAUGGAAUGAAAUGAUUGAGAAGUGUGCGAGAGAGAGAUGGAUAGAUGGCAGUGUGUGGACUCGGGUCGGGAUCAAUGAUUUCGGAACAAAAAGCACUUCAGUUUGUUAACGAAAUUUGUGUCUUACGGACGUUUCAUGCGCAGCGCGCGAAUGGAAAUUCCUGACGAGUUCCGCGGUUCGUCGGAUUUUACCGCGGAACGUUAGAAUACGACAGCUGGGUAUGCUGCGCAAUUCAGAUCCCAUUGUGAUCCACUAGCCUCUGCCCAGCAACUCCUAUCCCUACCUCCACGCGGUACCGGCCGGAAACUAUGAGCAACCUUAGGGAAGAUCGGGUAACCAACCCCGGUGGGAACUUUGGUCGUAGGCUGACAGGGAAGGGGGGGUUUGCUUCGGUAAACCUGAGCAUCUGUUCUCCAGGAAGAGCGGCUCACAACAGCGUCUGAUCCCCAUGUUAGGGGCGGCUGAUCUACGUCCGAGUGCCAGGGAAGGACUCUAAGCUCAACUGUGCACUAUGGUCCUCCGGAAAGUAGGGGGUUGGUGUCAGGCCCUACGAGCCAGCCGUAAAAAACCAUUGUAACGGAAAAUCAGCAACAGAAUAAUACGAACCGAGACCAACGGCAACGACCCCAGCGAACAAAAAGGACUUGCGAUUGGAAACUCGGUACGUGGAACUGCCGAUCUCUCAACUUCAUUGGGAGCACCCGCAUACUCGCCGAUCUACUGAAGGACCGCGGGUUCGGCAUCGUAGCGCUGCAGGAGGUGUGUUGGACAGGAUCCAUGGUGCGAACGUUUAGAGGUAAUCAUACCAUCUACCAGAGCUGCGGCAACACACGCGAGCUGGGAACAGCUUUCAUCGUGAUGGGUGAUAUGCAGAGGCGCGUGAUCGGUUGGUGGCCGAUCGACGAAAGAAUGUGCAGGUUGAGGAACAAGGGCCGAUUCUUCAACUUCAGCAUAAUAAACGUGCACAGCCCACACUCCGGAAGUACUGAUGAUGACAAGGACGCAUUUUACGCGCAGCUCGAACGCGAGUACGACCGCUGCCCAAGCCACGACGUCAAGAUCAUCAUAGGAGAUUUGAACGCUCAGGUAGGCCAGGAGGAGGAAUUCAGACCGACGAUUGGUAAGUUAAGCGCCCACCAGCAAACGAACGAAAACGGCCUACGACUCAUUGAUUUUGCCGCCUCCAAAAAUAUGGCCAUACGUAGCACCUUUUUCCAACACAGCCUCCCUUAUCGUUACACCUGGAGAUCACCACAGCAGACGGAAUCUCAAAUCGACCACGUUCUGAUUGACGGACGGCACUUCUCCGACAUUAUCGACGUCAGGACCUAUCGUGGCGCCAACAUCGACUCCGACCACUAUCUGGUGAUGGUCAAACUGCGCCCAAAACUCUCCGUCAUCAAUAAUGUACGGUACCGGCGACCGCCACGGUACAACCUAGAGCGACUGAAGCAACCGGAUGUCGCCUCAGCAUACGCGCAGAAUCUCGAAGCCGCGUUGCCAGACGAGGGCGAGCUCGAUGAGGCCCCUCUAGAGGACUGCUGGAGUACAGUGAAAGCAGCCAUCAACGACGCAGCCGAGAGCACCAUCGGGUACGUGGAACGGAAUCGACGAAACGAAUGGUUCGACGAAGAGUGCAGAACGGUUUUGGAGGAGAAGAACGCAGCGAGGGCGGUAAUGCUGCAGCAAGGGACUCGACAGAACGUGGAACGUUACAAACAGAAGCGGAAACAGCAGACCCGCCUCUUUCGGGAGAAAAAGCGCCGCCUGGAAGAAGCGGAGUGUGAAGAAAUGGAACUGCUGUGCCGUUCCCAAGAAACACGGAAGUUCUAUCAGAAGCUCAACGCAUCCCGCAACGGCUUCGUGCCGCGAGCCGAAAUAUGCAGGGAUAAAGACGGAGGCCUCUUGACGGACGGACGUGAGGUGAUCGAAAGGUGGAAGCAGCACUUCGAUCAGCACCUGAACGGCGUGGAGAACGUAGGCACGGGAGCCCACGGCAACGGAAGGAACGACGACGCCAGAUCUUUACCGUACGGCAAAUCCUCCAGAAAUGCCGUGAAUACCAGGUCCCAACGCACCACCUGUUCAUCGACUUCAAAGCGGCAUACGAUAGUAUCGACCGCGCAGAGCUAUGGAGAAUCAUGGAAAACGGCUUUCCUGGGAAGCUGACUAGACUGAUUAAAGCAACGAUGGACGGUGUGCAAAACUGCGUAAGGGUUUCGGGUGAACUAUCCAGUUCAUUCGUAUCUCGCCGGGGACUGCGACAAGGUGACGGACUCUCAUGUCUACUCUUCAACAUCGCGCUGGAAGGUGUGAUGCGACGAGCCGGGCUCAACAGCCGGGGAACGAUUUUCACAAAAUCCGGUCAAUUUGUGUGCUUUGCGGACGACAUGGACAUUAUCGCUAGAACAUUUGGAACGGUGGCAGAGCUGUACACCCGCCUGAAACGCGAAGCAGCAAAGGUCGGACUGGUGGUGAAUGCCUCAAAAACAAAGUACAUGCUGGUAGGCGGAACCGAACACGACCGGAUCCGUCUGGAAAGUAAUGUUACGAUAGACGGGGAUACUUUCGAGGUGGUGGAGGAAUUCGUCUACCUCGGAUCCUUACUUACGGCUGACAACAACGUGAGCCGUGAAAUUCGGAGGCGCAUCAUCAGCGGAAGUCGGGCCUACUACGGGCUCCAGAAGAAACUGCGGUCGAAAAAGAUUCACCCACGCACCAAAUGCACCAUGUACAAAACGUUAAUAAGACCGGUAAUCCUCUACGGGCACGAGACAUGGACCAUGCUCGAGGAGGACCUACAAGCACUCGGAGUUUUCGAGCGACGCGUGCUAAGAACGAUCUUCGGCGGUGUGCAGGAGAACGGUGUGUGGCGGAGAAGGAUGAACCACGAGCUCGCUGCACUUUACGGCGAACCCAGCAUCCAGAAGGUGGCCAAAGCCGGAAGGAUACGGUGGGCAGGGCAUGUUGCAAGAAUGCCGGACAACAACCCUGCAAAGCUGGUGUUUGCAACUGAUCCGGUUGGCACAAGAAGGCGUGGAGCGCAGAGAACACGAUGGGCGGACCAGGUGGAGCGUGACUUGGCGAGCAUUGGGCGCGACCGAGGAUGGAGAGCGGCAGCCACAAACCGAGUAUUGUGGCGUACUAUUGUUGAUUAUGUCUUGUCUAAAUGAUGUUGAACAAAUAAAUGUAUGUAUGUAUGCCUAGAAAAAUAUCAUAAGAAACCUCUUGAGGAAUUCAUAGAGUAAAACUUCUAUAGGAAUCCUUGGAGGAAUUCUUGGAGAAAUACCUGAAGAAAUCCAUGAGGCAAUUUUUGGGAAAAUCUCUAGAGAGAAUCGUGGAAGAACGCCUGGAGAAACUUCUGAACAAAUUCCUGGCGUAAUUCCUAGAGGCAUUCUUGGAUGAGACCCAGCAGGAAUUCCUGGAGAAAUUUCCUAGAUGAAUUCUUGGAGCAAUCCCUUGAAGAAUUCCUGGAAAAAACCUCCAGCGCAACUCUGGGAGGAAUUGCUGGAGAAAUUUCUGAAAAAAAUCCCUUGAGAAAUUCCAGAAGGAUUUUCUGGAAGAACCCCUGAAAUGAAUUUCUGGAGGAUUCCCUGGUGGAACCUCUGGGAAUAUCUCUGGAGAAACCCCUGGAGGAAUCCCUGAAGCAAUUUCUGGAGGAAUCUCUGGAGAAAUUCCUGGGGGUAUGUCUUUUUUUUAGUUUUUAUUAAUGUGUAUUUUGACUUAAAUGCUAAUUCUACAGUCUGGGGGAAUGUCUGGAGGAAUCCCUGAAAAAUUCCAGAAAGUAUUCCUGGAGAAUCUCUGAAGAAAUCCCUAGAGAAUUUCCUGGAAGAAUGCUUAAAGGAACUGCUGGAGGAAUCCCUGGAGAAAUUCAUGGAGAAAUCUCUGGAGGAAUCCCUGAAGCAAUUCCUGAUGGAAUCUCAGGAGAAAUUCCUGGAGAAAUGCCUAAAGGAAUUCCUGACAUAAUAUUUCGAAGGAUGUCCAGCAGCAAUUCCUGGAGGAAUUUUUGAAGAAAUUUCUGGAGGAAUUCUUGGAGGAUUUCCUGGAGAAAUUCCUCGAUAAAAUCCUGAAGGUAUGCCUGAAAGAAUUCGUAGAGGUAUUCCUGUGGGAAUUGCUGGAGGAAGCAAAGAUGGAUUUUUUAAAAGGAAUCACUACAGGAAUUCUUGAAACAAUUACUGGAUGAAUUUCUAGAUGAAUUCUGGGAGAUUUCUCGUUUCAUUUUAUUAUUUAUCUAUUUCUAAAAAAAUAAAAAUCCCUUGAGAAAAUCCUGGAGGAAUUCCUAAUGGAAUUUAUAGAGGAAUUCCUGGAGAAAUCCUCGAAGGAAUCCCUGAAAGAAUCCGUGGGGAAAUCCUUGAAGACAUUUGUAAAGAAGUCCCUGGAGGAAUCUUGAUAGAAAUUCCUGGAGGAAUACCCGGAUGAAUCCCUGAAAAUACCUUAAGGUAUUCCCCCUGAAAUUUUCUGGAAGAGUUUUUUGAAGAAAUCCCAAGAGGAUUUGCAGGAAGAAUCCUUAGAGGAACUGCUGGAGGAUUUCCAGGAGGAAUCUUCGAGGGAUUUCCUCGAGGAAUCCCUGAAGAAAUUUGUGGAGAAAUCCCUGGAGGAAUCUCAGGAGAAAUUCCUGGAGAAAUCCCUGAAAAGUUUCUGAGGGUAUUCCUGAAGAGUUUUCUGGAAGAAUUUCUGAAAAAAACCUCAGAAGAUUUUCUGGAAAAAUCCUCAGAAGAUUUUCUGGAAAAAUCCUCAGAAGAUUUUCUGGAAAAAUUCCUUGAGAAAUUGUUGACAUAAUUUCUGAAGGAUGUCCAGGAGCGAUUCCUUGAUCAAUUCCUAGAGAAAUUGCUGGAGGAAUUCCUGAAGAAAAUCUUUGAGUAAUUCCUGGAGGAGUUCCUUGAGAAAUUUCUGGAUAAAAUCCUGGACGAAUUCCUGGAGGUUUUCCUUUGGAAAUUGUUAGAGGAGUCCUUGAAUAAAUUCCUGGAGGAAUAUCUGGAGGAAUUUUUGCAACAAUUACUGGAUGAAUUUCUGGGGGAAUCUCUAGAGAAGCUCUGGAAGAAAUUUCUGAAAAAAAAAACCCUGAGAAAUUCCCGGAGGAAUUUCUUGAGAAAUUUCUACAGUAAACCACGAAGGAAUUUCUGAAGAAAUCCCUGGGGGAAUUCUUGGAAAAAUUCGUGGAGAAAUCCCUGGAAAAUCCCUGAACAAGUUCCUGGAGGAUUUUUUAACGAAAUUCCUGGAGGAAAAUCUGGAAGAAUUCUUGAAAAAAAUUCCUCGAUUUAUUCCUGAUGAAAUUCCUUGAUGAAUCCCUGACGGAAUUCCUGGAGAAAUAUCUGCAAUAAUCCAAGGAGGAAUUCCUGAAAGAAUACCUGGAAAUUUUCCUGGAAGAAUGCCUAGGAGAAUUCCUGGUGGAAUUCUUGGAGGAUUCCCUGAAGUAAUGCAUGGAGAAAUUGUUGGAGGAAUUCCUGUAGGAGUAUCUGGAUUUUUUGGAGGAAUCCGUUUAAGAAUUCCUGGAUAAAUUUUUGCAGGAAUUUCUGAUGGAAUUACUGGAGGAAUCUCUGCAGGACUGCCUGGAGGAAGUCCUGUAGGAAUGCAUUGUGGAAACCCUGGAUGAAUAUUGUAGCAAUUCUCGGGAGGAUCCCUAGAUGAAUUUCUAGCGGAGUUUCUGGAGGAAUCUCUAGUUGAAUUCCAUGAGGGAUUUUAAGACAAAUCCCUGCAAGAAUUCCCAGAGGAAUCCAUGGAAAAAAUCCUAGAGAAAUUCCUGAAGAAAUUCGUGGAUAAAGCUCUUGAAGAAUUUGUAAUGGAAUACCAGAAAUAAUUCCUGAAGAAAUAGCAGAUGCGAUUCUUGGACAAAUUCUGGAGAAAAUAGUUCUUGAAAAAACUCCAGAAGGAAUCCCGAAAGCAAUUUCAAGAGGAAUUACUGAGGGAAUCCCUAAACAGUUCCUGGAGGAAGUACUGAAUCAAUUCCUGGCGGAGUUCCUUAAAAAAUACAAGGAGGAAUUUGGAGGAAUUCUAAGAAGAGUUCCUGGGAGAAUCUUUGGAGGAUUUUUUAAAAUUAGUUGUUCCAGAAAGAAUCACAGAAGGAAUUCCCGAGUUAAGCCCUGCAAAAAAAAUUAGAGGAAUCCCUGGAGAAUAUCCUAAUAGAAUGGCUGUAGGGAUUAACGGAGGAAUCUCUAAAAAUACUCCUGGAGGAAUUUACGAAAGAAUUCCUGGGGGAUUUUCUGGAGGAAUCUCUAGAGGCAUUUCUGAAGGAAACCCUGGAUGAAUUUUUAGGAGAAUCCCUGCAGCAAUUACCAGAGGAAUCCCUGGAAUAAUUCCUAAAGAAAUCGCUGAAGAAAUUCGUGGAGGAAUCCCAGCAAGAAGUUGCUGGUGGAAUCCCUGGAGAAAUCCUGAAGGAAUUCUAAAAAGAGUUCGUGGAGGAACUCCUUAAGAAAUCCCUGUUUCCUGAAGGAAUCCUUGCAGGAGUUGCUGAAGAAACCCCAUGAGGAAUCCUGGAAGCAAUUCCAAGGAUUCCCUUAAAAGUCCCUGGAGAAGGUUUUGAAUUGAUUCCUGGAAAAGUUCCUGAAAGAAUUCCAAGAAAAGAGAACUCCUGAAGGAAUUCUAAAAAGUGUUCUUGGGGGAAUUUUCGGAGGAAUAUUAAAAAAUCCCUGGAGCUGUUCCUGAAAGAAACACAAGAUAUUCCCGGAUGAAUCUCUGGAGAAAUUUUUGAAGGAAAAUCUCGAGGAAUCCCGGUUGCAAUACCAAGAGGAAUUCCUUAGGAAAUCCCAGGAAAGCUUACUCAACAAAUUACUGGAAGAAUUUAUGUAGGAAAACAAUUUGAAGGAAUCCAUGUCUGCACUUAUUUUUAGACAAAUUAUUGUUGGAAUCUUUGGUAUGAUCAUUGUGGAUAAAAAUGCUAAUCAUUAGAAUAGUUGAUUUUUGAAAAUAUUGUUCCUGGAACUCUGAAUUAUUCAUAAUCUUUGAGUUGGCUUGAAUAAAAAAAAUAAAAAAAUCGGAUUUGAGGCCAAAUCUGAGAUCUACAGGUUCCAAAAAAAAAACCCAUGACGAAGAGAACAAAACUGCCGAGAAUACGUAAGUUCACAGAUUUUUUUUCGAAAAAAUGUAUUUUUUUUACAUUAAUGUCAAUAAAUUUUAGUGUUGAUAUCCAAAGAUUUUCCACUUCUGUUCUCAAGUUAUCUCUAAUUAGAUAAGUUAGAGCCUAAAUGUGUUCACUAAGAUGAUAAGUCUUGCACCAAUCAUGUUUUAAAGUUCAAACAUACUUUUUCAAGUCGCUCAACAUAUACUCAGAGGACCAGUACAUGUUUUUAAAAUAUAAAACAUAUUGUUUUGCUUAAACAAUUAAUGAAGGAAGAUCGAGAAUUUUGAUCAAUGUUACGUGUACCUCGGAAUACGAUACUUUGGAAGUGAAUAUCUUGAGAAUUACACAAUACAUAUUUCAACACACUGUCUUCGGAGAAGUUCUUCAGAGGAUCCAUACUUCAUGCAUGGUAAACAAGAGUUCAAUUUUAAAUAGAAAGUAGAUUCGUUUUCUUGAUGUCCUAACCAUGGUUUAAGAUUUAAAGUUGGUGUCUUCGGUGGAGAUAUUGACACGAAUGGGAAUCUUUUGUUCAAAUGAUUACUAGUUGGAAAUUUUCUCACUAAAUGGAACUGCAGUAUAAUUGACUUCGAUUUGACAAAGAUUUCCGGUUAAAAAAUACCGAACUAGAAGUGAUUUGUAUCACGGAUAUCUUGAAUCUCCCUGAAGUUACAUUUUAAAGAUUCUUCCAGGAGUUCACCCCAAGAUUUUUUCAAUAGUUCUUCUCACAUUAUUCCCACAGGGAUUUCUCCUGAGAUUCUUCCAGAGAAUUCAACCUGGAUUAUCUUAUUGAUUUCUCAAGGGAUUCAUUAUUUUAGUAAUUUAUCCCGGGGCUUCAUUACAAAUGUCUCCGGGCUUUCCAUCAGGGAUUCCUUCAGAGAUUCCUCCCGGGAUGUUUUCAUGGAUUUCUUCCAGCAUUUUUCUCGGAAUUUUUUUCGCGAUUUCCCCCGAAAUUCCUUUUAGGAUUCUUUCUGGGAUUUCUGCAUGGGUUUUUCCAGUGCUUCCUUAAGAGGUUCUUGCCAGGGUUCCUUCAGGGUUUCCUUAAGGACUCUGUCAAAGAUUCCUCUAGGAUUUGAUUCUGGUACGGACUCCGUUACGAAUUCCUCCCGAGAUUCCUUUAGGUCACGUUCUAUCGUGACGCACAAGUGAACCGUGUAAGUUGGUACCUAGUCAUCAUAAAACUAACUCAUCCUUGCUCAUUCGCUCAGUGCUCUAUGUUCUGAGAACCCUCUCAGUGGGUUUUAUCAUUAUACCGAUGUUGUCUUGCUAUAAUUAGAUUCAUUAAGGCGAAACUGGACCCAUUUCCUCACUUUUAGUGUUUGAUUUUUUUUUAUAAAAUAACGAAGCAAUAUUUUUAAAAUCGGUUUCGUGCACAUGUAGAGUAUGC